AGUAAUUUGAAAUUGAGGCUGGUUUGAUUUCUGUUCUGUUAAGUGACAGAUUUAAAUACUACGUUACAUUUUGUAACGGAGCUAUUUGCGCUGUGGUUUUUUAUGGAUAUAGAUCUCUUCAACUGGUUUUGUUGCGCGGUAAUUUUUGGCUGUAGAAUUAAAAAAUACGAAAUUAAAGCACUGUUUUGCUUUUCUAUUUAUGUCGACUAUGUAGUCAACCUAGGUACACUAAUACACACAUGUAUGAAUUAGUUAUGCGAUGUGAUCCACACAAUAAAUCGGUACUAAUUUAAGUUGAUUAAAUAAGCUAGUUGCAGCAAUUAAUUUAGCUUCUAUGUCUUAAAAUAUCACAUUUUGAUUUCGGUUUAAAAGUACUUGUCAUCACUAGCGUUUUAGGUUGUUAUGGACAUUAAAUUGUGUCUUGUUAGACCGGUCACUGAUGUGUUGGGUUUUAAGCUAAUGACGCAACCUGUACCUCGAGACACGAGAUUUAUGAUUGUCAGAUUCGUCAGUGCUUUAGGUUAUCGAAAAAAUGUGUUCCAAAUAUGUAAACUUUGUCAGUCAUGGUUUUUUCUCACCCUAGCAACUGCAUUUCUGCACUAUGAGUGUAUCCCCAGAUUAUUGUGUAGUGACGGGUGUCGCACUUGGAAACCUUUUUACGUAUUUGUCGUAUAGUAAAGUAGACGACUAUUUCAUCUAGGGUCGUUUUCUUCUAAUCACAGACCGCUUUAUAAUUUAAACAACCGAUUUCUAGCCAGAAAAGAUGCCCUGUAAAAACUUUCCUUGUUGUACAUUUACACUAGCGCACAUGUGCAUGAAGAUCAAUACAUAUACAUAUGAAUGUAUUGACAGAUCUACAGAAAAUUUGUUAUUAAUUAGAUAGGAAACCGGCUGGUUAGCUAAAGAUUUAGUGGUACAAAGUUCAAUAAAUCCGGCCAUUUUUCAACUGAUUUGUUUAAUGUUGGGAUUUACCUGGUCAUUAACCAUAAGCUUUACAGACGACUAGUAACUUGUUUCUAAGUAAAUUCGAGGAAUUCUUUAGUUUGUGUAUUACUUUAAUUCUACAUUCGCUAAAUCCCCACCGCUAUACAAUUUCAGGCGAAAUUUAAAGUUUAUGGAAGUUUUUGGGCCGCAUCACUGUAGACGAAAUGUAUUCAGUCGCAGACAUUGACUUAAUUGAGGAUCGUUAUUAUAGAGAUUUACCAAGCUCUAAACAUAAUCUGUCUUUUGCUGGCUGCGGCUUUCUCGGAUUGUAUCAUAUAGGCGUUUGUUGCUGUAUUAAACGUUUCGCACCCCAUCUAUAUCAAAACAAACCAGUAUCUGGAACUAGUGCUGGUGCAUUAGCCGCGGCUUGUUUAGUGUGUGAUUUGGAUAUGGAUGUAUGCGUCCGGCAUAUUUGUAAACUUAUUGAAAAUACGAGACGAUUUACACUUGGUCCAUUUGAUCCACGAUAUAAAAUAAGCGAAUAUUUAAAAGAUGGCUUAUCUCAGUUAUUGCCACCAGAUGCUCAUGUUUUAUGCUCUGAUCGUCUUUCGAUAUCGUUAACAUGCUUCACCACGCGAAAAAACAUAAUCGUCCGAAAGUAUAAAAAUAGGGAUGAGGUAAUCCAAGCUCUGCUGUGUUCUGCGUAUAUUCCUAUUUUUAGCGGGUUUGUUCCAUUAACGUUUAGAGGUCAGCUUGUGGUCGAUGGCGGUUUAUCAAACAAUUUACUUAGCAUAAACCAACAAACUAUUAAAGUUAGUCCAUUCGCUGGUGAUUCGGAUAUAUGUCCAUUGGAAUCAAAAUGGGGCCCACAGUAUCAUAGAGCUCAGCCACAAAAGUACGAAGAUGUGUUAGGCUCAAUCUCAUUACUGAAUCUUUCAAUGAGCUUCAACUUAACAAAUAUUAAACGUUUAGUGGGAAUGGUGUGGCCAAUGUCUCCUGAUCAGUUGGUUAACUUAGCCAACCAAGGUUAUGAUGAUGCAUUACGGUUUUUAAUUACACGUGGUUUUAUUGCUUGUCGUAUACAUCAAACUCCGAGAGAAUUUUCAAAUAUUUCUCGAGUGAAAUCAAGAAACUCUCCACGGAUUCGUCGGUUACAUAGUUGUGAUUCACUUGUAUCCAGUAAAAUACAUAGUGAUUCAGAUCGUAAUCGAGAUCGCUCCUCUGAAACAAGUUCAGUUGUUCAAAAGAUCGAAUCCUCUAAAUGUAUCGGUUCUGCACCAAAAAAAUUAAUUCAUGGUUCUGGAAUCGGUUUAAACGUAGCUCACUGCUGUGCAUGUCGAAGUGAAUUGUAUAAGGCGAUUAACUCUUCGUUUCCCUCUUCAUUGAAUUCACUGAUCAGAGAUGGGACAAAAAUUUCACAAUCAUAUUUAAAUUUUGUUCAAAGUCAUCUUUGGGUGUAUGGAUCAUCUUUGUGCUCAUUUAGUUUUAAACUGUUUGGGUUUCCUCUCAGGUUACAAAUCAAAUUUCUAAUAUAUGUUAUUUCCAGAUGUGUAGGGGCUUUGGAACAAUCCCAUAUUGGUACUUAUCACUUACUCAGUUUAUUGGAUCUUUUAAAAGAGUCUCAGUGGUAUCUUGAAACAAUGAACGAAACAGAACAAACUUCAACUAGUACACUAAAUAAAUCAAUUGGUAAAACGAUACCAAUGUCCUUAGAUUCAGAUGCCAGGAAGAAAUGUCAUCGAUUUUCUACAAACAGUCACCCAGUUAUUACAAUGAUAAAUUCAAUUUUUUGGAAGGGAGCUGAUAGUUUAAGCGGUUUGAUUUUACGAUUAAAUUCGUUUGAGUUACCAACAGCCAGCGACUGUGGAUUAGAAUUACUAUCUUACUCAUUACAAAAGAGUAUCGCUAAUCCGUGUUUGCUACCUAUGGAUGGUCUUGAGUCAGAUAUCAGCCAGGCAGAUCGUGGAUGUAAAACAGAAAAUGACGACAGUGGAAUUUGUUAUACACCAAGUAAUUCAGUUUUAGCAAACAAGUUUUUAUCAGCCGAUAAUGUAGAUAUUGACUCCAGCACACCUUAUUCAGAAUUUUAAAUGUGAGGAAGUGUUAAAGAUCAUUUCUUUUCAACUAGUCAUAAUUUGUUUUUGUUUCGAAUCCUAACUAACCCGUUAUCUAUAUAUUUUCAAGUGAUUUUGAUCUAUAUAUUUUUCUAUUUGUUUCUUCAUUUUUUUGGCUAUAAAUGAUUUAAACUGAGCAUAAAUUUUUGGUUUCGUUAGUUAGUAACAAAAUUAUGUUCUUUUCAAACAUCUAGCACUUUGAAUUAUUCCACAAAAUACAAUCCAACUGUUUCUGCAGUAAAGUUUUGUUAUAUGACGUAUGUUGGACAUUUUAUAAAACCUAUUGCGCAUUAUUUAGUACAUAAUAAAUAUAUAGGGAAUUUUGUAGGCAUUUUGUUCGACGUUUCUCAUAGAUUAUUUUAAAUACCGUUAUAAUCUUAAGUUUCUAAUCUGUUUAGAUUGAUAUGUUUGCUAAAAAUCCUAAUCUGUUAAAUACUAUAGUUUUGCACCA
Molecule: messenger RNA, 3489 nt
Organism: Schistosoma guineensis
Lineage: Eukaryota; Metazoa; Platyhelminthes; Trematoda; Strigeidida; Schistosomatidae
Source: the annotation of a GenBank genome assembly